Marchantia polymorpha subsp. ruderalis is the source of this 1618-nucleotide messenger RNA. NCBI's taxonomy places the organism in Eukaryota, Viridiplantae, Streptophyta, Marchantiopsida, Marchantiales, Marchantiaceae. The record is from the annotation of a GenBank genome assembly.
UUUGGUCCCCCCUGAGUUCGGCUCACAGAGCGGCUGCAGUGAGUGCAGAACGGACUCGAGAAUCGAAUUUUUGGAACUUCUACCGAAUCACUGACAGAAUGCCCUCCGAUCAUCGAUGUGCUCACUUAGGGUUCCAUGAAUUCUCUCUUCGUUGCCCAGAAUCUCCAUCUUGUACUCUGGCGAGGAUCCGAGCAGGGAAAGCGAGAUAAGCUGCUUUUAAUGGAUGUGGAUGUGAAGAAUCUCCAAGCUGGCCUCACUGAUGUGGAGCAGUUAGCUGAACAGCUUUUGCUGGCGCGGCAAGAGAUCGUGGAGUGCGACAAGGCACGCAAUGGACACAGAGAAGCGCUCACUGCCAUGAGGAAGCAAGCUCGCACUUCUCGGAGCAGCGUGCCCGUGCUCGGAAGACCUCUCAUUGUCGAAAUUGAGGAGGCGGUUGCACCGGAGAAGUGUCCCACUUGUGGCGAUCACGACGCAGCAGCACCGAUGUAUUUGAUGAGCCGUUAUUCGGACGUUUUCAUUCGCCUCCCGUUCCAUGACACGCACCUCCUUUUAGAAAAAGAACAAGAGCAGCUGGAGCACACCAUGAAGCGCCUGCAAAGUACCGUGAAGGAAAAGGCAAUGUCGCUGUCGGACAAAGGAGGUCUUUCAGACAUAAUUUCACCGAGUUUACUGAAGUCUUUUGUAACAUUAAAGGAUGAAAAGAGGUGAAGGUUUCGUAGGGUUCACAGACGAGAGCAGAUCCGAGAACAGACAGCUGAAGCAGAGUUGCCCGGAGCAGAGAUAUCACAAUGUGUCGUACAUCUCUGGCUAGUUUUAUUAACUCAUAUGGUAUCAGUUGAGCUCCUCAAAGGGAUUUAGGAUGGGUUCCAAUUACACCUAAAUCACGUUAUGAGUCCACGGAAACCUUAGACUGCGCCUCAUAUGUGAGCUAAGCAACCGCACAAAUUGUCGAAGCGCCGGGAGCUCUCACACGGGGUUUUAUCAUCAAACGCGGGGUCUUCGUUCCUCGAGCGGUUCCAGCCGUGCCACCUCUUUCGAACUCAAAAUUCCUCGAAGGGUUUUUUCACCUGGCUCUCUGACCGAACGUCGUGGCUCUGCGAACUGGUCCGUGUUGUAUUCAUACUACAUUCUGUCUACAUGAGGCCUGUUAAAGGAAAAUGCCUCUAAAAUCAUUCAUGUCAGCCGUUUGGUUCUGAUGACUCUGUCUCAGUAAACAUGCCAGUGCUGACACGUGCGAGGAACCUGAGAUCAGAACGCAGGUAUACUCUUCUAUUGCCUAUUUCCCAAUGAGAGCGCUCGGAAUCGAUGUGCACGGCCGUUCUUCUCUUUUUUGUCAUCCGUCGCGUGUUUUUCUACUGCCGGGGAAGUAUCGUAAAGACCGUCGAUGGAGCACCUCAACACGUGAAACAUGAAAGUACUUUUAGUGGCAAUACCUUGUCCAAAGUUUGAAAGUUGUGGCAUCCUAAAGCAUAGGCCACACAACCUCGAUGCUUGAAGCGUGACCUACAGAAAGCAAGUCAGGUAAGUCAAGAGUAGAUAAUUCGUGGCAUCGUUGCUGUUAUUGACGACGUUUCAGACAGACCGACUGACAGACUGAGCAGUAUGGGUCACGACGAUA